AAAUGGUGUUUAAUGUCCGUUGUGGAAGGUUACGUAGAACACCGCAAGUACAAUCUCAUGAGCAUGACCGCCGAUCUGUUAAAAGAAGACGAAGCGGACUCGAGUAAUAAAGGCCCAUCGGAAGACCCCCUUUCUGCACCUGAAGGCCCUACGGCCCCUACCCAUGCAGAUCACAGUUCCCCAUCACUGGCGGACUCAGAAGACAAACGCACGCAGGCUGAGGAUACCGGCGAGUGUAAUAUCAAUACCAACCAAUAA
Sphaeroforma arctica JP610 is the source of this 258-nucleotide messenger RNA. RefSeq lists its product as hypothetical. The annotation marks the transcript as partial. The transcript has a single exon. The record is from RefSeq and is a predicted model, not a curated record. NCBI's taxonomy places the organism in Eukaryota, Ichthyosporea, Ichthyophonida.